Colletotrichum graminicola M1.001 is the source of this 444-nucleotide messenger RNA. RefSeq lists its product as uncharacterized. The transcript is spliced from 2 exons. The record is from RefSeq and is a predicted model, not a curated record. Gene Ontology annotation, biological process: proteasome assembly. NCBI's taxonomy places the organism in Eukaryota, Fungi, Ascomycota, Sordariomycetes, Glomerellales, Glomerellaceae. Bases 1 to 444 code for a protein of 147 amino acids.
AUGGAGCCCCAAGGAAUAAGAGAAGAAGCCUUCCCCGCGCGGAGCAGACAAGAGAUGGGCACAGUGAACGGCGUCCCUACCGAAGUCACUUCCGUGUCCUUCUCUGACAAGUUCAUGGUGACAAUCUCCCAAGACGGCAAGCUUUCACAAUGGAUCCAAGUGCCUCUGCAAGCAUCGUCAGGCGGCAUGGUCGACCUGAGCCUGCCGUCAAGUAGCGGGGGACUGCUUCCUUCCGUCCACCUCACACCCAAGACUCUUCUCGGCGGAGGUGGCGAUGAGAGGGAGACUCUCGGGCAGCUCUACGCAGCGCAGAUUGCCAGUCUUAUCUCUACCAGAGACCCAGAAGAUCGUAGGACACUGGUUCUCGGGUUGGGACUCAAUAAGGUCGACACCGAGAGGGAGGCCUUCUUUGACACGAUGGAGCUGAUACAAAAGGUGCUAUAA